Penicillium soppii is the source of this 261-nucleotide messenger RNA. RefSeq lists its product as uncharacterized. The transcript has a single exon. Lineage: Eukaryota; Fungi; Ascomycota; Eurotiomycetes; Eurotiales; Aspergillaceae. The record is from RefSeq and is a predicted model, not a curated record. Bases 1 to 261 code for a protein of 86 amino acids.
AUGCACCAAUUCAAAGAAGGGGAUAAAGUGAAUUACAAACCUGUCGGUGGUAUGAUGAACUUUAUAUACAAUGUAUACAUACACGAGCCACAAGCUAACCAGGCUACAACAGGUGCAAAUUCCAAGACCAACAAAAGUGUCGGGGUCAUCCGUGAAAUUACGACAGCCUCGGACAACGAGCCGCGCUACAGAAUCGAGAACAUGAACACUCACAAGAGUUCAUCUAUCAAAGAAGGCAACAUCGAGGGCCCGGCAGAGUAG